Poecilia reticulata (guppy) is the source of this 2940-nucleotide messenger RNA. The record is from RefSeq and is a predicted model, not a curated record. Lineage: Eukaryota; Metazoa; Chordata; Actinopteri; Cyprinodontiformes; Poeciliidae.
AUGAUCUUUGCAAUUGAGGAGAUAAAUAACCGCACGGAGCUGCUGCCGGGCAUCAAACUCGGAUAUCAGAUCUAUGAUUCGUGCGUCGCGGUGCCUGUGUCAGUGCACGUGGCGUUUCAGCUCUCCAACGGCCAGGACCCGGUGUUCAACAAAGAGGCCACCUGUUCACGAUCCGGAGUGACAGCUGUGGUUGGAGACUCUGGAUCCACUCCAUCCAUCAGCAUUUCCCACAUCUUCCGUUCCUUCAGCAUUCCGUUGGUGAGUCCAUUUGCCACCUGUGCCUGUCUGUCAGAUAAGCAGCAGCAUCCGACGUUUUUCAGAACCAUUCCCAGUGACCAGUUCCAAGCUGACGCGCUGGCCAAACUGGUGAAACACUUCGGCUGGACUUGGAUUGGCGCGGUGCGCUCCGACUCGGAUUAUGGAAAUUAUGGCAUGGCGUCCUUUCUCGACGCGGCGCUCAGAGAGGGGAUCUGCGUGGAGUACUCUGAAGCCUUCUACCGGACCGACCCGCCGAGCAAGAUCCAAAGACUUGCUGAUGUGAUCCGAAGCUCCACUGCCGCUGUCGUCGUGGCGUUCGCCUCUUCUGGAGAUAUGAAGUUCCUCUUGGAGGAGCUGGCUCGGGACCCGCCUCCACCUCGUCAGUGGAUCGGAAGUGAAGGCUGGGUCGGUGACCCGUACUUGCUCAGUUUCAGCUUCUGUGCGGGCACCAUCGGAGUUGCCAUUCAGCAAUCCGUCACCCCCGGGCUGAGAGACUUCCUCCUGGAUCUCUCUCCCUCAGACGUGGCCUCUUCCUCCGCGCUGACCGAGUUCUGGGAGGAGGCGUUCAACUGCAGUCUGACACCAAAUUCUGAUCUGAGCAAAAAAAUGUGUGAUGGAACUGAAGAUAUUAAAGCCCUCCGAAGCCCGUACACUGAAACGUCUCAGUUAAGAAUUAAUAACAUGGUGUACAAGGCUGUUUAUGCAAUAGCUCAUGCCAUUCACAGUGCAGUGUGUGAGGAAACAAACGGCUACACUCAGUGUGACAAACGCAUCAUUUUAAAGCCCAACGAGGUUUAUGCUGAACUAAGGAAAGUCAACUUUUCCCAAAAUGGUUAUCAUGUGUCAUUUGAUGUUAAUGGAGAUCCAAUGGCUUUUUAUGAGCUGGUGAACUGGCAGAAGAGUGAGAGUGGAGUGCUUGAACCGGUAACAGUGGGAUAUUAUGACGCAUCGCUGCCGGUGGGUCAGCAGUUCCGUAUCAAUGGAAACUUAACCUGGGUGGAGGGUGACACACAAGUUCCAGUCUCAGUUUGCUCAGAGAGUUGUCCUCCAGGAACUCGUAAAGUGUUGCAGAAAGGAAAACCAAUCUGCUGCUACGACUGUAUAUCAUGUCCUGAAGGAGAGAUCAGUAAUAUGACAGAUGCUCCAGAUUGCUUCCUGUGUCCCAGGGAGUUCUGGCCUAAUGCAGAGAAGAACAAUUGCUAUCCCAAACCUGUGGAAUUUCUUUCCUUCGAUGAAAUCCUGUCAAUCAUCCUGGCUGGAUUCUCUGUUGGUGGAGCCUUUCUGGCCAUUAUUACAGGAAUGCUUUUCUUCCAUCACAGAACAACUCCGAUUGUCAGAGCCAACAAUUCAGAGCUGAGCUUCCUGCUGCUCUUCUCUCUGACUCUGUGUUUCUUAUGUUCACUAACUUUCAUUGGAGCCCCCUCUGAGUGGUCCUGCAUGCUGCGGCACACAGCGUUUGGCAUCACAUUUGUUCUCUGUAUCUCCUGUGUUCUUGGGAAAACNAUAGUGGUUCUAAUGGCCUUUAAAGCUACACUUCCUGGUAACAAUGUCAUGAAAUGGUUUGGACCUGUACAACAAAGAAUGACUGUAGUGUCUGUAACUUUUAUCCAAGUUUUAAUAUGCAUCAUAUGGUUGGUUGUGAGUCCUCCCUUCCCAGUGAAAAAUCUGACCACCUACAAGGAGAAGAUCAUCCUGGAAUGUGCGUUAGGCUCUGCUGUUGGUUUCUGGGCUGUGCUCGGCUACAUCGGCCUGCUGGCUGUGUUUUGCUUUGUGUUAGCUGUUCUAGCUCGGAAACUACCUGAUAAUUUCAACGAAGCCAAGAUGAUAACCUUCAGCAUGUUGAUAUUCUGUGCCGUCUGGAUCACCUUCAUCCCAGCUUAUGUCAGCUCUCCUGGAAAAUUUACUGUGGCUGUGGAGAUAUUUGCUAUUCUGGCCUCCAGUUUUGGACUGAUACUGUGUAUAUUUGCUCCAAAGUGUUUCAUCAUUUUGUUUCAACCAGAGAAGAACACUAAGAAAAUAUUUGAAAAACAACUGAUGAUAAAUUAUCGAAAGAAUGGCAGCAGAAUUACAGAUGAAGUGUAUUAUCAAUUGAAAUCUUAAACACUCCAAACUUCUUGCAGGUAUUUUAGAAAUUUUUAACCUUGAAGUAUAAUUUGGAAAUGUUUUCAAUGGAUCACAGUAUCAAUGCAAUAAAUUUGUCAGCUAAGUUUGUGUUUUUAGUUUCUCCAGACUUUAUGUGUCUAUUUUAUUGUGAGGCAUUUCAUUAUGGUUAGAUUUUAGCAAGUAUGCAACUUCAUAUAGCAUCAUUGUGAUUAUUAUUGACCGGUGCAGGUGUAACUCUUAUGAAAAUGUGUUUAUCACUUUUGCCCAUAUAUUAUUAGUCUGUUCAAAUGUUUUUUUUUCUUUUUGUACAUGCAUACAUGCAAUAAAAAUUCGAUUCUAUUUUGGCAAGUGAUUUCAAUCUUCAGCUGUGUUCCAAGUUAUCUAAUUCAGUCUGGCAGUGCUUACUAUUUUCCUCAGUGAUUUUGUGUUGUACUUUUGUAAUGUCACGAGUAACUUACAAAAUAAGCCUCCCCAUUGUAAAGUUUCUCUCUAACUGGUCUGAUUUUGUUCCACCCCAGCUGUGAACAUCUUUGUUACUGUCUGUUGCUCAAUACCAUGAGAAACAUCUCUAUGCUCAGC